AAUAAUUGUUAAUAUAUUUUAGAGUAUUCCAUAGCAAUGUAUAAUGCGUACAAAAAUUUAGAGGUGUCCAAAAAUAAACUGAUAGUUUGAAAACUAAAAAUGAAAAGUCCUUGAGAACUAGUCUCGUGGGGAGUGCGCCUACGUCACAGACGGGAUUUUUGUAGGUAUGUAUAUCACUAGCAAUGGCCCGAUUGGCCAACAAAGCCUUGUCGGCGGCCAUUUUGUUCGAUGCUGAGUCACCAAAAGGUGAAAAAUGUACAUGAAUUAAUGCGCACUCCCCACGAGACUAUACAACGGUAUUGGGCAUUUCCCUCGUGAACACAAAAUUUGGGUUUCAUGUUCCCUCAACCGCAGCGUGGAAACGAAAAUAUUUUUUUCCGCGGAUAUCAAAGUUAUUUUGGCAUAAUUAUGACUUUUAUUGAAUUUUUAUAUGCCGGGUAAAUUGUUAAUUUAAAAGUUGGAAACGUCAAGACGGAAGUUUACAUCGCAGUCCUAGUUGCCGAGAACCUCGGGCAGACGCGUAAUCGAAUUGGUGACUUAAAUGUGAUUAUAAAUAACACUGAUAACAAUUAAAUAACCUGUAGUGUGUGCUGUGAAUCGCUAAUCUGUCAAAUAGUGAGGUGAUAAUUUGAUGUUGUGUACAUCAGUUCCAAUGUUUACGAUGUGUGAUUGAAGGUGCACAGUGACACGAUGUAGGCGGGAGUCAAAGUGACGUGAUACUGUAAAACUGUAGUGCUAAACAUUACAUUAAGUGCAAUUUUCUGCACCAUAAUGACAGAACCCAAUAAUGUUAAGAUAAAAACGGAGCGACCUGAUGAAGCUGAAAUCAGGGAACUUGCUGCAAAAAUGGUAGAAGCUAACAAAGCGAAAGCACUGGCUGCUUCAGUAGCCGCCGCGCGGCCUCAACCCGGAGCCCUCUUGGGAGCUCCGACUACGGCUGUCGGUGGGCAAAUGGGCAUACUCAACUUUCUCACCAGAAAACCAGGCACCCAACAAACAACGACAGAACAAAGACCGACGUCAGAUGACAAGAAAACCCCAGCACCUGAUGAAGCUAGCUGGAAAGGUCACUUUGGUUGGGAUAUGCUUGGUAAAUGUCACAUUCCGUACAUCUAUCGAUCAGGGGAGAAAUACGUGGCGGUACGAAUGGUGGAGAUCAAACUCCUCAACAAGUACCUGAACUAUCUCCACGCUGAUAUCUACUCCUGUACGUGUAUAAGAAGUUACUACAUCACUGAGAUCGAGGCCCGGCUACUCAACGAGAUCAACAACAGGCAUUGUGAUGGACAGUUCGGCCGGGAACCCUUCACGCAAAAGGACUUGGUAGUGAGGUUAUCAGACGCUUAUGAGUUCUAUAAUUUCUUAGAUGUGUGUUACAAUAAACUGUUACGUGGUACAACAAAUAACAAGGACAAGUGUGGCUUUAUUAGGAUAAACAAGGAAUCUGUGGUGCCGUACACAGUGCGGGAUGGACAGAAGUUUGUACCAUUAUUUUACUUUGAAGGUGAAACAGACAAUUUAAAAUUGAAGGCCGAUCAGUUAAAAGGUUGGGAUUUGUCCUAUUUGAAGUUCUGUUGUAAGGUACAGGGGAUACGGAAUGAACUAUUUGCAAGUGAGACAUGUUCAGUGAUUAGUUUAACGGACAUUAAAAGUUACUUUCCCCCGGGCACCGAGUUUGAAGAAUACUGGCCUAACAAAGUUGUUGAUUCUCAGCUGCUCAUCUCUGCAAAGGGUUCAGUAUCAGGCGGUGGUCAGUGGACGAGAGCCCCCCCAGCCCCGCCUCCGGGCGCUGUGAGCGGAGUGGUAGGUAGCGGCGUGUCCCUCGGUGUGAGCAACGUGAGCGCGUCUCGGGGCAGGCGGCCUACGCAGCGACACUCGGCCGCUUCGUCGGCCAUGCAGAUGCCGCACGCUGGCAUAUCCGCCGCCGCCGUGCAGGCCCUCGCGAACGGCUGGAACCUGCCCGGCGCUCUGACGCAAGCUCAGACGCAACAAGUCAUCAGGCUCGCACAGGCUCAAGUGGCGCAAGCGCAGGCUGCGGCGCGCUACAACAGCGCGGCGAUCGCGGCCGCCGCCGUGGCCAUGCCGCAGCACCGCUCGCAGCACAACCGCAACGUGCAGUUUCCGAACAGUGCAAUAACAAUGGCGAUGGGCCAGCAGCCGCCCCCACCUCUGGUGAGGAGUACGGCCAACACCACCACCAUGAAUGUUCCACCACAAGUAACUGGGACAAUGAAUGGCCACUCAACCUCUCACUCCAUCGACACUCGCAAAAGGCUUACGCCGAUACCAGACAUCAGUAUAAGUGGCAACCAUACGCCGUAUAAGGUACAAAAAGCAGUCGUAGAAAACACGAUGGUCCCCUGCAUCAACGCCAAGCCGUACCAGUACUCCGAGCUGCUGAUGACGCUGCCCGACCUCGCCAGCCACUUCUUCCCGCGCGUGUCGCUCACCACGUGCCGCGCCAUGCUCGACGCGCUCGGCCUCACUCUCUUCAGGCCUAACACAACUCAACUUCAAGUACUACGCAACUCGGGCAAGUGUAAAUCCGCAGCGGCGGGCGAGAAUGGCAUGGCAUUGGUUCAAAUUCGUGAUGUGAUGCAGCACAUGUUGCAGUUCAAGUACAUGAUGAGGUCGGGCCUGGCCGACGAGCCGCCGCACCAGCCGCCGCGCCCCGCGCACGCGCCGCCCUCCUCGCACGCCAAGCGCGCCCGCGCCAACUGAACGCUCGAACGAAAAGUCGACGUUCACUUUAGAUGAGAAAGCUUAGAACUAAAAUAGUCGAAUGCAUCACAUUAUACAGAGCAACACUGAUUUUGCAAAAAUAACAGUGGAUAAGUUUUUUCGAAUAAUUUUUCGCAAGUGAAAUUUGUGCAUAACCACUGAAGGCCUUGAAAUUUCUCACUACUUACAGAACGGUUUAUAUGCUGAGAUAUUGUGACUCAUAUUAAGCAUAUUAUAUUCGAUGUAAAAACUGUGUGGGAAAUGCCUCCGAAUAACGUUAGUGAUUCAACCAGAACUCGAAGAAUAAAAGAAAGAAACAUUCGUGUUAAUGGCUAAUAAAACUGCCGUUGUGUAAUAUAAAGGUGAAAACGCGCAAAAUAACGGUACGAUAUGGCUUACCAGUGUACGGUGUUGAUGGGGCUUCCAUCGGUGUUGAGACAUUAUAACUGCUGUGUAUUAUAUGACAAAAGUAAGGAGUCAAGUUUGAAAUUGCUUAUAUCACAAACAUUUACUAUAAAACAGUAAAAUAUAUAUAAAUAAUAUUACUUAGAUACUAAUCUAGGUCAGGUCAAUUUCUAUGUUGUACAAAAUGUAUGAUACAAUGUUACUCCCAAGAUCUAAUUAAAUAAUGAUCUAUAAUAACUAUUUAAUAGAAGACUGAGAAUUUUAUUUUAUAAUUAUUUCAUAGAUCGAAAGCUAUUGAUGUUGUAAAAGUAUAGAGUUUUAGUUGGUUUUAUGUUACGAGCAAGUUAAUGUUUUAUGUACCAUAUAUUGUGUAAAUAUUUACUAUGUUUUGAAGCACUUUAGCGUUACUUGUAGUAAAUAAUGAAGAUUUGUCAUAUUUAGUGUUCCAACACUAAAUAGACAUGUUUAUACAAUUGUAUGGUUAUUGAAUUUAAUUAUAGUAAUUACGCUUUAAAUUAUCAUCACAAUUGAAAAUAAAUUCACAAAAAAAUGUCACAUGUUCAAUGAGAUUGAAAGUAGAGACAGUGAUUGGUACUAAAUGUCUAUGUUUAACCUGAGAAUAAAAACCCUGUCUUAUUUUAAAAUUUUAUUGUUAUAUGAAUUAUCAUAAUAUUUACAUUAAUAAGUAUUUUAUUUUCGUGGCCGUAAUUAAUUGUCGCGUUGUUAACCACUAACGAUGCACAUGCAAUGCUUUUAAAAAUCUUAGUUAAUAUUUUUGUAUUGGAUCAGGAAUAAAAGAGCAAACAAUUUUUCUGUAUAUUACUAAUAUGAAUGAAACGCAAUGAAAAGUGCAUUUUAAUAUAUUACAUUAUAAUAAUGUAAUGAUUGUUUGCUGUUAGGGUUACUAAUGUCUUAAAAUUCCUGAUCGCACCAGUGACAAAGUAUUUAAUAGUUAUAUUAAUGUAAGCUCACAUUUUUAGGUAAAUUUAGAACAGGUUCCUAUAGUUAACAAAUAUUGGCUAUGUCAGGACUUCAUUAUAAUACCAAACAUUUAAAUGAUGGUUGUAUAAACCCACUUUUUAAAAUGAUGUGUGUAAAUGUAAAAGAAAACAUUUUUUAAGUGAAUUUGAGAUUUUAAUGUUGAAAUUUGAAAUUGGAAUUAAAUGAACUAUAUCUAGGAAAAGAUAAAAAAUAAUGCCAACAUUGACCAAUUACUGAAUAUUAUAAAAUGAAAAUUACAGAUAUAAUGAAGCUUUGACUUGUCGGUAAGUUCAGGCAAUGUCUGAAAUAGGUUCGGUAACUUCACAAUUUUUAUUUAUUUUGGUGUAAGUUAGUCUAGACUUAUAAGAUUGCUUCAUGUUAUGGAGCCUUCAAACUUGAUAUAAAUUACCUUAUGCUAAUGCAGAGCUGUGUAAAUUGCUAAAUUAUUUAUGGUGUAGAUUUAAGUAACAGUAUUUGAUAUGUUAUCACAUUUAAAACGCAAUAGCUCUCCAGAUUGCAUUGUCGUUUGUAGAGUCUUUGACUCUGUAUUACAAAAUAAAAGGAUUCUUUAUUAAAUAA
Molecule: messenger RNA, 4686 nt
Organism: Vanessa tameamea
Lineage: Eukaryota; Metazoa; Arthropoda; Insecta; Lepidoptera; Nymphalidae
Exons: 7
Coding region: 772-2721 (649 amino acids)
Source: RefSeq, a predicted model, not a curated record